Messenger RNA from Rhizophagus irregularis DAOM 181602=DAOM 197198, 676 nucleotides. RefSeq lists its product as uncharacterized. The record is from RefSeq and is a predicted model, not a curated record. NCBI's taxonomy places the organism in Eukaryota, Fungi, Glomeromycota, Glomeromycetes, Glomerales, Glomeraceae. Gene Ontology annotation, molecular function: RNA binding.
UUUUUUUUUUUUUUUUUCGUUAACAGAAACACGGUAUUAAAAAAAAUGAACGUGAACGAAAAAUCUUGUCGAAAUUGUGUUGUUCUUAAAGCACAACUUGAACAACAAGAAGCUAUCGUGGCCAAAUAUCUAAAGAUAGUACAAUCUCAAUCGGAACUAAUACAAGAUUUACAGAACAAAUCAUCAACGGUUGGAACAUCCCCAAAACCUUCACCUCGUAGGCAAUAUUCAACAAACUAUACGAACUAUAACGGAUGGGAUACGACUUCCAAUGAUCCAAAUAAUAAAAAAACUCGUGGAGGUUACCGCGCUUUUAUCGGCUCUAUUACAAGUGAAAUCGACAAAGAUUCAUUAAAGAGAUGUCUUGAAGAUUCAUUUGGCAAAGUAGAUAGUAUUGAUAUUAUAACUUCAAAGGCCUGUGCGUUUGCGGAUUUUGCUUCACCAACCGCAUAUCAUAAUGCUGUUAGCGAAGGUGCCGUGUUAGUUAAUGGAAUAGCAUUAAGCGUCGAAAGAGUGAGAAGACCUAAACCACGAAAAUGAAUUUACGCAAACGAAAAACACACACAACAUUAUCUAUCAUUCUUUAUUUAAACGCGGGCGAUUAAAAAAAAAAAAAAGAAAUGGUUCGAGUUUUAUCAUUUAAAUCAUUUAUUUUUUUUUUUUGCGAUUUUGAAUU